AUGACGCUGGUUUACUUUCCCACGCCAAAGCAGCAGCCAAAACAACGCAGUCGCCCAGCCAUUCUAGUGGCUCAGUCCGCUUGGCAGCUCGCUCUGCGUUUCGGCAAGCGCACUACCAUUCAUGGCCUAGACAGGCUCCUUAGCGCCAGAGCCAGUAGGUGGGAGCGCUUUGUCUGGCUGUGUACCUUUGUGAGUGCAUUCCUGGGGGCGGUUUAUGUGUGCCUCAUACUCUCGGCCCGCUACAACGCUGCCCACUUCCAGACGGUGGUCGAUAGUACUCGUUACCCUGUGUAUAGAAUUCCUUUUCCGGUCAUCACGAUCUGCAACCGCAACCGCCUCAACUGGCAGCGUCUGACCGAGGCAAAAUCAAUGUUCAUGGCGAACGUCACUGACUCCGCUCAGCUCUCGCUUUUCGAGCGCAUUGUAGGCAGCUACGACGAUGCCUACUUUGGCCAUUUCCAGUCCUUCGAACAGUUGCGAAACCAGCCGACGGAAAUGAUGAACUACAUUAAUUUCAGCCAGGUGGUGGACUUCAUGACCUGGCGGUGUGACGAAUUACUCGCAGACUGCCUGUGGCGGCACUACGCCUACAACUGCUGCGAAAUAUUCUUUAAACGGCGCAGCAAGAACGGACUGUGCUGGGCGUUCAACUCCCUGGAGACCGAGGAAGGCAGGCGGAUGCAGCUGCUGGAUCCCAUGUGGCCGUGGCGUACAGGGUCGGCGGGCCCUAUGAGCGCCCUCUCCGCUCGGGUCCUUAUCCAAAGCUCUAAGCACUGGCCGGGCAGCAAGGAUAAGAAUGCAAUGAAAGGUAUCGAUGUUAUGGUAACCGAGCCCUUCGUGUGGCACAACAACCCGUUUUACAUUCCCGCCAAUACUGAGACAACACUGGAGAUCGAGCCCAUCAUUUAUUUCUAUGACAAUGACACCCGAGGAGUUCGAUCCGACCAGCGUCAGUGCGUGUUUGAUGAUGAGCAAAACAGCAAAGACUUUAAGGUAUCCGAGUGUCAUCAGGAGUACUUAGUGCGUUACUGUAAUUGCACAAUGGAGUUGCUGUUUCCACCGGGUCAAUAUCGGUCAUGCCGAGCGAAGGAUUUGCUUUGCUUGGCAGAACACAAUGAUUUGCUUGUCUACUCCCACCAGCCAGGCGAAAAGGAUUUUGUCCGCAAUAACUUCAAGGGAAUGUCCUGCAAAUGCUUUCGCAACUGCUACUCGCUUAACUACAUUAGCGAUGUUCGCCCAGCGUUUCUGCCGCCGGACGUUUAUGCAAAUGCCUCAUAUGUGGAUUUGGAUGUACAUUACCGAUUCGAAACUAUUAUGGUCUAUCGUACCAGCCUCGUCUUUGGCUGGGUAGACUUAAUGGUUAGCUUUGGUGGAAUUGCCGGACUGUUUCUUGGCUGCUCCUUAAUAAGUGGCAUGGAGUUGGCCUACUUUUUGUGUAUUGAGGUACCAGCCCUUGGACUAGAUGGGUUGCGACGGCGGUUCCGGGCCCGAGGACAGAUGGACAGAGACAUGACCACGCCAACGCUAAACUUCCAGCAAAACACACCCAGCCAGCUAAUGGAAAACUACAUUAUGCACAUAAAGGCAAAGAAUGUCCAGCGGAAGACAAACUUUCAAAAUUGGCAACGCAUAACGUUUUCCCAAAAGCAUGUCACUAAGGAGUGA
This is a messenger RNA of Drosophila takahashii, 1665 nucleotides long. RefSeq names its product pickpocket 7 (gene ppk7). NCBI's taxonomy places the organism in Eukaryota, Metazoa, Arthropoda, Insecta, Diptera, Drosophilidae. The record is from RefSeq and is a predicted model, not a curated record. Gene Ontology annotation, biological process: sodium ion transmembrane transport. Gene Ontology annotation, molecular function: ligand-gated sodium channel activity. Gene Ontology annotation, cellular component: plasma membrane.